GUUAAAAGAAUCAAAGCAACGCUAUCCUCUUUCCCUUAAGAGGGAUUAGCCUAUUGAAAAAUUUCAUAAAAUAUUGAGAUUAAUAGCUUAUGCAAAGAAGAGUCAAGAGAUUAAGCUAGAAGGCCAAAAACCUACCUUAACUGAAUUCCUUCCAAAACCAGUGGUUGUCUGGUAACUGCAUAUCAUUUCCACAAUAUGCAAGCAAAGGAAAUGAAAACUGUAAAAGGAAGCAGUCCUAGACACAGGGUAGCCUUUGAAUAUCAAGAUUAUCCAUUCUUCACAAUCAUGCAAUGGAAGGCAUCAAUACCAACAUUGAGCAUAUUGUUAGAGUUGUGGUGUCAAAGCUGCAGCAGUGGGAGCAAAUUGAAAGACGUGAGAGCUGCAACAUGACUGCACAGUAGCAGCAAACUAACAACAGCAUGAAGCUGCAUAUGGGCUGCAAAAUGGCAGCAAAUCUUUUGAAUGUAAUCUUGUUUUAAGUGUUUGAUAGAUUUUCUUGCAUUAGGUAAAAUAUUAGGUGAGAAGAAAUUAUUUUUUAUUAUGUUUUUCUUGCUAUAAAUAUAGCAAAAUAUCAAUG
Rubroshorea leprosula is the source of this 577-nucleotide messenger RNA. NCBI's taxonomy places the organism in Eukaryota, Viridiplantae, Streptophyta, Magnoliopsida, Malvales, Dipterocarpaceae. The record is from the annotation of a GenBank genome assembly.